ACUUUCCUGAUCCAUUUGAAUCACCAAGACGCUCUGACGCCCCAGCUAAUACUCCCAAGCUUAGGGUUUACACCAGAAACAGACACCCCAGUUACCCCCCGUGUCAGCGCUCAGUCGACUUUAAGCCCUCGCCACCUUCAGGGGUAACCACACAGCUUCACAGCCAUGCAGUGGUGACUGUGAGAGACUCCUUGGUCAACUCCAGCAUGAGGAAUAUCGACUCUCGACGUCACAGCUCCCCUUCUCUUUCUUCUCUUCCCCUCCAGCUGAACAGACAGAGAGGAUUGACCUCUCUACCUCAAACUUUGUCACGACCCCUCACUUCACCCCCUCCCCUCAUUCCUUCCCCUGCCAGAGACCCUGAAAAGUCCAAACAUCUCAGCAGAGAGUCGGCAAGGAACGCAGUCCAGAGAGACGAUGAAAAGGCCCGCUCGUUUUUGACAGACAGGCACAGGCUGCAGCCAAAUAGAGAGCAAGGGUUACGAGACACAGACAAGGGGAGAACAUCAAGUCGAGAUCAUGCUUCCAAGGACUCUGACAAGAACAGACAUGAACAAAAAGACUCUGACAAGGGCCAAAUAUCAGCCAAAGAGCCAGAAAAAAGACGAAUUACAAGUUCAGACUCGGGUCUGAAAGAAUCUGAAAGUGGAAGACCUCUUAAUAGAGAUCCUUCAAGAGAUUCUGAAAAAGGGAGGCAUGCAAACAGAGACUCUAACAAGGAGAGACAGACAAGCAGAGAACUGAGCACUAGAGACACGGAUAAAAGCAAAUCAUCGUCAAGAAAUCCUAGCUAUAAGGACGUGAACAAGUCUGGGUCUUUCAGUAGGGAUACAGCAGUGAAGGAAUCAGAGAAACACAGACCGUAUAGCAGGGAAACAGGAAAAGACUCAGGCCAGGGUAAAGAAAGACCAUCAAGUAGAGAUUCUGACAUGGGUAGACUUCCUUCUAGAGAUUCAAGUUAUAGAAGCACAGAGAGAAGCAAAGAUGCUGGCUCAGGGAGGGAUAGUCAGUCCAAGCGGACUGGAAGUGAGAGCAGGAGCCAAAGACUGGCACCUGCAGGCUCAGGGCAGUCUUCUCCUCCGGUGGGCACUGCUGUUCAUUCAGGUCAGCAGAGAAGUGGCAGCACCAAACAAGUUGAAAAGCAGAUGAAACACGAAGGCAAAGACCAGGAGGUUUCUCCAGCCCUCAGUUUGAUGCCUUGCCACCGACCUAGCCCAGCUUCAAACACCAUCUCAUUUAAGGACAAGCCCAGCUCAGGGAAGGAGAGUAGCAGUGCCACUGGAAAUAUACCGCCAUCUCCACUCCAUAAGGACUCUGCUGUUGGGAAAUCUGGCUCUCCACAGAAGUCCAGUGCACGGAAAGCAAAUGAUCUUUCAUCAGGUCUAGCUGUAACAGCAGCUGGGAAUCUGUUGUGGCCAUCGAGGACAUCAGCAGAAGACGAAGGUCUUAAACAGGGCUCCCUGCACCUGGUCUUCCCAGCUGCAGGCUCAGCUGCCAAAGACAAACACCCCAAAGUUAAAACGGCAGGCAGCAGAGAUGCAUCCAAAGACCAAGACAGGGAGAAGAACCUUCCAAACAACAACAGCAGCAGCAACAAAAUUCCACUUCUCAACAAUAACACAAAAGCUACUGGCAGCUCUAAUGCGCACGCGCCAAACUCCAGCUCUUACAACAGCAGCAGCAAAGCUCUAGUGCUCGGAAACAGCACCAAAGCCCAUGGGAAGCCUCAGGGAGGAAAGCACGAGAACCAGGGAAGUGAACGGUCAUCCAAAAAGAGCAGGGACAAUUACUCCUGUCCAGAGAGAAAGAACAGUUCCAGUCUAGACGGCUUAAGUUUAGCUCCAGAGAAAGGUGUGACAACCUCCAACCAGUCUCACACUAAACAGACAGCCAAUCAGCUCUCCCUGUCCAGAGAGAAAAGGCGAUCAUUUAAACCCUCUCCUCCAACUUCACUGAAGUCUGACACCAAGAUGGACCCUAAUGGGACCAACAUCAUUGGUGGAAUUUCGUCAUCCUCCUGUCCCACAAGCACAGCCUCUCCUGUUGGACAGGGGGCUCAUCGCUCCACCCAUGCUGCUCUUUUCUCCUCAACCUCCGCCAGCAGUAGCGAUAGCUCUGAAUCUGACACCCAGAAUCAAACGGAGGAAGACGACCUGUGUAAAGAUCACUCCCGCAGCAAGCUUAGAGACCACCACAGCCUCAUAAAUCAGAGCGCAGAGGACGAUGGCGACUGCCCCGAGGAUGAACACGACAGAAGUUUGGAAGAUAAGCAUCACAAGGAUGACAGUGACGGAUCUGGCUCAGCUAAGCGGCGUUACCCUCGACGCAGUGCCCGUGCACGAUCCAACACGUUUUUUGGCCUCACGCCUUUAUAUGGCGUUCGCUCAUACGGUGAAGAAGACCUUCCGUUUUACGGCAGCGGCGGCGGAGCAGGAGUUACAAUUAGGAAGAGGGCUGACGGCCGGAAGAAAUCAGCUGAGGGGCAGGUGGAUGGAGCGGAUGAUAUGAGCACCUCAUCUUCAUCAGGGGACAGUGGAGAGGAUGAAGAUAGUGGAUUUAAAAACAGGAGUAAAGAUUCUUACUACUACAACUUCACACGAACAAUAAUUAACCCCGGUGAGGGUCUUCCAUCUAUUGAAGGGUUGGAUCACUGCCUUGGAAGAGGAUCCCAGCUUCAGCGCUUUCUAAAAGAUGAGGAGCAGCAGCAACAGAGGACUCAAGAAAAAGCUGAAGAAGACAUGCUGAGUACCUUGACUUUAGGCAAGCAGCGUAUCAGCCAGCUGGACGGCGUUGAUGACGGCUCAGAGAGCGAUACCAGCAUCUGUACCACCAGUACCACGUCCACGACGGCCACCUCAUCUGCCACUCCACAUAAGAGCGCUCCUAAGAGGAGAGGCAGAGAGAGGCACACAGACAAAACCGACUCCCAUGAUUCAAGCAAAGAGGCCGACAACAGCGGUGGAGCGGGAAGUGGCAACGCACGAGAAAGCAGAAAGAACCAGAAAGAAAACUGUCUUCCUCUUGGGGGCGGAGUCAAACCACAGAGUCAGGGUCAGGAUCCUCUAGAGGCUCAGCUGUCUCUCAGCACAGACCUGCUCAAAUCAGACUCUGACAACAACAACAGUGAUGACUGUGGGAAUAUUUUGCCCUCGGAUAUCAUGGAGUUUGUUUUAAACACGCCUUCCAUGUCAUUGCCAGCUCUAGGUCAGCAAUCUGAGCCGUCGUCCUCAGAGCUGCUGCUGGAUGAGAGCUAUGUUGGAGUGGAUGUAAACAGGAGGAAAGACAUUCUUUUCGAGGACUUCUCCCAGCCUCUGCCCAGUGCUGAAAGUGGAGGGGUCGUAGAGAGCAGUGUAAAUAGCUCCAUCUCGGUAGAAGAGCCGUAUCUUCCUCUUGAGCUGCCCUCUGACCUCUCUGUCCUGACGACACGCAGCCCAGCUGUCAGCACAAGUCAAAACCACGCUGCUGGAAGUCUCAUCUCAAAUACCUCAGAUCACACUAUUCUAGGCUUGAACUCUGACCCAGAGAGCAUCAGUGGGGACAAAAGUGGAGACAAAAAAGUAACAGGGCCUGGUGUGUCUCCAUCAGAGAAUCGGCUUGAUGGUACAACUUUGGGAAACAGGGACACACAGGUCUCAGAAGGUCACAUGACUCCAGAGCAGUUUAUUUCCAGCCCUGCCAUUGGUCAAGUGGUUGAACCUCCUGCUAACCAGGAUGCAAAUAGGAGUUCUGGUACUUCAGGUUUGCCAAGUUCUUCCUCUGUGCCUCUUCAGAGUCAGAAGUAUCUUCCAGCAGCGGCUGCAGGCAGUCCCAGUCCAGUUAUUGGUUCUGGACCUUCCCAGGCUCAGGUUUCCAGCCCAGCAGUCAUCAAACCAGGUCCCGACAAGCUCAUCGUGGUCAAUCAGCAGUUCCAGCCGCUGUAUGUCCUUCAAACAGUCCCCAAUGGGGUCACACAGAAAAUCAGUGCAACAGGAGUGAUGGACACUUCCUCUCCAGCAGUGCUGAGUUCAAUGACUCUUACGUCUGGAUUAAAUGCUAGUUUAUCUUCAGCCCAGCCAAUAUUUUCUGCUGGUGGCAAAGUCCUAGGGACCAUACCUCACCCCUCUCAUAUUCACACCUUCACAGGAUCCACCCAGGCAGGUUACCAGACUGGAAUCCCCAGCACCACCUCUGGGCUGCUCAUUGGUCUGCCCUCUCAGCCCCACGAGCAGUCCCAGAUUCUGGUCUCAGAGGCUGGUAAACCGCAGGAGUUGGGACCUGGUGUGGCCAUCGUUUCCAGUCCCUCCUCCCUCACUCCUUCUCCUGCCAUACUCUCUUCCGCGCACGGCAAGAAGAGGGCUAUCUCUCGUCUGCCAAGAAAAAGCAAAAAAGUGGCUCGAUCCCGCAGCCAGCCCACUCUGGCCCCCUCUGAAUUAAGCCCCCCUAACAUGACUCUUAUCAACCUGUCUUCCCCACAGAUUGCUGCAAGUAUUCCUGGUCAACCAGGUGGUCUGGUUGAGUUAGGCACACUCUCUGCCUCCCAACGCAAAGUUCCCAAUAUUAUCAAGAGAACAAAGUCUGGUGGGGUUAUGUACUUAGAUCCAGCCACUCUUCUGCAGCAACGACUUUCUGGUCCUGCCCAGCCCGGCAUCCUGAAUCAUGAUUCCUCUACUCACCUUCUACCCUGCUCCGUCUCUGGUCUCAACCCCAGCCCGUCGGUGUUGAAUGUUGUGUCUGUUCCUCCCAGUGGUUCUGCUGGUCUUCUUGCUCCAGGAUCAGUGUCGCUCUCCACCUCUGUGCUGAGCUCUGCUGACAUCACUGGCCCAAUUAGUAACCUCCUUUUUAAAGCCAAUCCACAUGGUUUGGGCCUGUCAGAUCAGCCACUGGUCCUCCAGUCAGCAGGGGGAGCUCCUCUGAUGUCACAGCUCAGCUCCUCUGUUCAGACAUCCAUAGCCAGCAGUAUCUGUGUCCUACCCACCCAACAGACUAUCAGCAUGGCUGUCAACCAACAUGGCGAGACAGAGUGCAGGAAUGUCCACUUACAGCAUCAGUCUCGGCCUGUUAGCAGUGUUCAGGCUGUGGACUCCAAUCCUAAUGUUACUUUAUCUCCCAGUCCAUCCACCCCUCUAAGAGGUGCUAAAGGACGUUUUGUUGGAGUGCUCGCACAAAAACAGACCUUUGCACAUUCCCAGAGCAGCAGGACAACACCUAUUUCCAUAUCAUCAGAUCAAAGACCAACUAACACCGCUACAGCCGUGUCCGCCACACUUUCUUUUAUGGACAAAAGCAAAAAGAAAGUGAAGAGGGGCCGACAGACUCCAAGCAUUAACAGUGGGAAAAAGCUUAAAGCCUGUCAGGUGGAGGAUCGUCAGAGCAACACUGAAAAGCAACUCUCUCUUUCAAACCCAAGCUCCAGGGAACUGAGCUCUCCUGAACCUAUGGACACUGGCAAACCAUCAGAAAAGGCAACCAACAAGAGCGUCAUAGGUAAAAAGAAAACUCCUGAAGGUCAUGCAUUACCAGAGCAAAUGGUAGGAAAGGACAAGCCGUCUGCAGCUGGAGAAGCUGGAUCUAUUCCAGCUGCAUUACCGCCUGACCAGGACGGCAACAGCAGGGAUUCUGGCUUAGACAGCAAACCCAAAAAGGGCAUCAUCUUUGAAAUCUGCAGUGAGGACGGCUUCCACAUUCGCUGUGAGAGUAUUGAAGAGGCCUGGAAGUCCCUGACUGACAAGGUGAAGGAGGCUCGUUCCAAUGCACAACUCAAAGAGCUUUCUUUUGAAGGUGUGAAUGGACUGAGGAUGCUGGGAGUCAUACAUGAAGCUGUGAUCUUCCUGCUCGAGCAGCUGAACGGAUCCAGGCACUGCCGGAGCUACCGUUUCCGCUUCCACAAACCAGAGGAAGCUGACGAGCCCCCUCUCAACCCCCACGGCUCAGCUCGGGCAGAAAUCCACCACAGGAGGUCUGUAUUUGACAUGUUCAACUUCUUGGCCUCAAAACAUCGCCAACCACCGGAGUACAGACCACAGGAGGAAGACGACGAGGAAGGGCAGCUCAGGACUGCCAGUACUUUCACCCAGACAGCAGGAGAGGAAAAAGUCCAUGUGACGGACGAGACAGAUCCUCCACAAUGCUGA
Molecule: messenger RNA, 6110 nt
Organism: Nematolebias whitei (Rio pearlfish)
Lineage: Eukaryota; Metazoa; Chordata; Actinopteri; Cyprinodontiformes; Rivulidae
Product: histone-lysine N-methyltransferase 2A
Biological process (GO): positive regulation of DNA-templated transcription
Cellular component (GO): histone methyltransferase complex; nucleus
Molecular function (GO): histone H3K4 methyltransferase activity
Source: RefSeq, a predicted model, not a curated record